UGAGGUAGUGCGAUGUAAGCUGAUAUAGCCUACUUGUUUUUCCCCUCUGUAAACUACAGUAACCUUAGCCAGCAUGUUACAGGCUGCUCACAGCGGAGGUGACAUCACAAGUCUCCAGUCAGCGGGCAGCCAAUGUUGCCCCUCAAUGGUUAGAAAUGACAGCUCGAGCACCGCAGCCAUUAUGCAAACAGGAGUUAAAGGACCGUCAACACCAUACAUCCAUGGUCAACACAGAGGAUGCUGAGUUAUUAUCUCUAAUCCUGCGGUGGCUAACAGCUGUGUACGGCAACGUCAUCGUCUCUCCUACGCUGAUAGUAUAAACGAGAAACAUGCGCAUUUAUUCUAUAAAUUCAUCAUGGUGUCGCUGCUGGACUUCAAUGAAAAAUGGCCCUUAAAAUCCACCGUACCCUUACAUGUUAUGAAUUAAGCGUCAUGUGAAAAGACUCCACAAAGCGACUAAGAUGGGAUGCAUCAUGGUUUUCCUGCAGAGCAUAAGGCGCAGGGUGAAGCUGGACCGGUUCAGAGAGCUGGGCCGACAGUAUCCAGUGUUCUGCUUUCUGCUGCUGGUCCUGCUGCUGUCCACUGUGCUUUUAAACAGAUAUAUUCACAUUAUGAUGGUGUUUUGGUCCUUCCUGGCUGGAGUCGUCACUUUUUACUGCUCUACGGGGCCUGAGUCUCUGCUUCCCAACAUCUUAGUCUCCAUCAAACCAAAAAACAAGUCAUACCAACAGGAGUUGUUUCCACUAGGCCACAGCUGUGCUGUUUGUGGAAAAAUCAAAUGCAAAAGACACAGACCAACUUUAUUACUGGAAAACUAUCAACCAUGGCUUGACCUGAAAGUCCCCUCUAAGGUUGAUGCUUCUCUUUCAGAGAUUCUUGAGCUAGUUCUGGAAAACUUUGUGUAUCCUUGGUACAGAGACAUCACAGAUGACGAGGCGUUUGUUGACGAGCUGAGAGUGACUCUGCGCUUCUUUGCAGCUGUGUUGGUCCGGCGAACCCAGAAGGUGGAUGUGGCAUCCCUUAUCACACAAAAGCUGCUUAAAGUGUCCAUGAAGCACAUAGAAAUAAUAAGCAAAGCAAGACAGAAAGUAAAGAACGCAGAGUAUCUUCAACAAGCUGCCCUGGAGGAAUACGGCCCUGACCUCCAUGUAGCCCUUCGCAGUCGCAGAGAGGAGUUCCUCUACCUCAAGAAGCUGACUGAAAUGCUCUUCCCCUACAUCCUGCCACCCAAAGCUACAGACUGCAGAUCUCUUACUCUGCUGAUUAGAGAAGUUUUGGCUGGUUCUGUCUUCCUUCCUUCCAUGGACUACUUGGCUGAUCCUGACACAGUGAAUCAUCUACUUUUGAUAUUCAUCGACAACUCCCCUCCUGAAGAAGCCACAGAGCCCACAUCAACGUUGGUUCCUUUUCUGCAAAAGUACUCUGAUAUUCGCAACAAAAAGAACUCGGUAUUAAAGCUGGAGUUGAAGGAAAUCAGAGAGCAGCAAGACCUUCUCUUCCGUUUUAUGAAUUUUCUGAAGCAAGAAGGCGCUGUUCAUGUGCUCCAGUUCUGCCUUGCAGUCGAGGAAUUCAACGACAGGAUACUGUGCCCAGAUCUGUCUGACACAGAGAAGACGAUGCUUCACGAGGAGGUGAAGAAGAUCUAUGAGACGUACUGUUUGGACGAGAGUGUUGACAAGAUCCGCUUCGACCCCUUCAUAGUGGAAGAAAUACGCAACAUUGCAGAGGGUCCGUUUGCAGAGGUGGUGAAGCUGCAGACCAUGAGGUGUUUGUUUGAAGCCUAUGAACACGUCCUGUCCCUCCUGGAGAAUGUUUUCACCCCCAUGUUCUGUCACAGUGAUGAGUACUUCCGCCAGCUCCUGAGAGGGGCCGAGUCCCCUGCAAGGAACUCCAGGAUGAGCAGAAAUAGCCUCAGUUUGGAUGACAUUCGUUCCUGGGACUGGAGCCCCGAGUCUCCGUCCUCACUGUUCACUGCAUCCGGCAGCUCUUCACCUGCAUCUUUUAACUCCCUCCAUGCCCAGUCCACGUUCACAACUUUCCCAUACGGCUCGCUAUCCCACCGCCACUCAUCACCCAAGAACACGUCAAAGAGGGGCGAGUCCUUUGGGAUUAGCCGCAUUGGCAGUAAGAUCAAAGGAGUGUUCAAGAGCACAACCAUGGAGGGCGCAAUGCUGCCAUCCUACGGGCUAGUGGAGGGAGAGGACGAUAUGGUGGAGGAAGCCAUGAUGGUGUUGGAGGAUGACUCGCCCAUGGAGGCAGCCUCCACCCCCAGCACUCCCCGAAACCUUUCUGCCUGGAACAUCACCAUCCCAUACAUUGAUUUCUAUGACGAUGAUGUGAAGAGGGAGAGGAUUCCGGUGUUCUGCAUCGAUGUAGAGCGCAAUGACCGGAAGUCAGUGGGACAUGAGACUGAGAACUGGUCUGUGUACAGAAGAUAUUUGGAGUUCUAUGUUCUUGAAUCAAAGCUUACUGAGUUUCAUGGCUCAUUUCCAGAUGCGCAGUUGCCUUCGAAGAGGAUCAUCGGUCCCAAGAAUUAUGAGUUCCUCACAUCAAAGCGGGAGGAGUUUCAGGAGUACCUUCAGAAACUUCUGCAGCACCCAGAGCUAAGCAACAGUCAGCUCCUCGCCGACUUCCUGUCCCCUCAUAGUAUGGAGUCUCAGUUCCUGGACAAGAUGUUACCUGACGUGAACCUCGGAAAAAUCAUUAAGUCGGUUCCCAGCAAACUGAUAAAAGAGAAAGGGCAGCAUCUGGAGCCUUUCAUCCAAUCCUUCUUCAACUCCUGUGAAUCUCCCAAACCCAAACCCAGCCGCCCUGAGCUCACUAUCCUGAGCCCCACGUCAGAAAAUGAUAAAAAGCUCUUCAACGACGUCUUCAAAAACAACGCCAACCGAUCAGAGAUGACUGAGAAGCGACACAAUCAGAACUACUUCAUGGAAAUUAUCACUGUUGAAGGGCUGUAUGACUACUUAAUGUUUUUAGGCCGAGUCGUCUUCCGUAUCCCCGACUGGCUGCACCACCUGCUGAUGGCCGGCAGGAUGCUGGUGAAGAACACGCUGGAAGCCUACACAGACUACUACCUUCAGUGCAAACUGAACCAGGUGGUCCAGGAGCACCGGCUGGUCUCACUCAUCACCUUGCUUAGGGACACAGUUUUCUGUGAGAGCAGUCAGCCCCGCUCGGCACCGGACAAGCAGAAGAGGGCGAAGAAGACAUUCGAGGAAAUGAUAACCUAUAUUCCAGAUUUUCUGGGCAAGUGUAUCGGAGAAGAGGCCAAGUUUGAAGGUGUACGUCUCCUCUUCGAUGGACUGCAACAGCCAGUUCUCAACAAACAGCUGACGUAUGUGCUGUUGGACAUCGCCAUUCAAGAGCUUUUCCCUGAGCUAAACAAGCAGGUACAGAAGGAGGCCUCUGUGAUGGCUCCAUGGAUGUAAAAUGAACAUAACAAUGGACAAUGAGCUCACAUUCUCUCGACAUUGAACUGAAACACCUGCAGAGAUCUGUGUUGGUUCGUUUACAUGAAACCAGCAUGCAGACCCCAUGUACAGUGUCUGACCGGGACACAUGACGCAGCAAGAAGAGGAACACAAGGAUUUUCCUGCUGUAUGUGUCAUUAACAUUGCAAAAUAGAUAAUAUAAAUAAAUGAUAUGACAGUGUUAUUAGCACACUGUGUAAUUGUCUUUCACCGCUUACAUUAUAGUCUAAAACACCUCUUGAAAAUUGUUCACUGUGAUAUCCGUUUUACAAAAUCUGCAAGACAAUUGAAAAAAAGUAAUAUUUUCGAAUAUUCUUGCAAAUUGUUUAUUUGAAACAUUUAAAAAACACAAUUCAAUACAUACUUAUAUAAAAAACGAUUUGAAUGCUUUUUGUCAACUUAGAUUACAUGAAUAAUGUACAGACUCAUUAACAGCAGGACUAAUAUUUUAGAAUAAAAUUCAUGACUCAUUUUGAUAAAUACAAUUAAUUUUUUAGAUAAAAAGCAAAAAAAGAAUACCUGAGAAGGGCCUUCUAUUUUCCUUUUAAAUAUAUUCUAAAAGACUUACAAAAGUACUUUAUAAAGAUGACUGCUGGCAACACGGGAUGCAAUGACGAAACCAGAAGAGCAUCAGUGUUUGGAACAAAGUAUUUGAUCCCAUCAGCUCGGGGGGUUUGGUUCUCGGCAAAGAAACACAUUCAUGGCUUAUUUACGGAUCAUAUCUACAAUAUAACUACUCUAGCAAUAUAUUUGUUUAUCCAACUUGAAGAUGGCCAUGCUUUUGUAGCAAUAUUGUUAUUAUUAUUAUGAGAUUAGAUGAGCAGGCACAAUGCUGUUUUAAAAAAUCAAUCUCAUGUGGCAGCCAUAAGGUAAUGAAUCUGAGUUUAGGAUUGAAGACAGUCUUAAGCUACACUAGAUCAAACAAUAUUCACAUUCAGUGCAUUAAUACUUCAGGCUUUGGCUGAGUUCCCUCCAUCUCUAUUCAUGGCAGAUAUAUAGCAGCUAGACAGCUUUCCCUUUAUUUGUUAACUCAAUACAAAGUUGGACACUAGACUAAACUAAAACUAACUUGCAUGCAUGUUUAACAGUAUUAUUAAUAUCCUUUACAUAUAUUCCAAAUAUAUAUUUAGGUUCUUCAUUCUUCUUCAGCUGUAACAUCUUGCACACAUGCACGAAAGAUGCUGUUAUAGACAACUCUUGUCAUCCUAAGCCCUUCAAAUCAGUUGUUUAAAUCACUGUAUGAAACUACACUGAGGCUUUCUCUUCAAUCUUGUUGUAUUCUAGCUGUCCUUGAAGGCAAGCGAAUUGAAAGGCAAAAUCCCAGAGGAAUUUACAGGCCGUUUAAGAGUUCAAAGCUAUCAGCGGGUCAGAGACAGACAUAAACCCAGCAGCAACAAACCCAUGCUGUGUGCUGCUACGAAAGCCGAGUUCCUGAACGUGAUCCGGCCUUCCACUGCAGGGUACACGCAUUUCAUGUCCGAGAUGUAUUUGGAAAAUACAGAAAUGUCCAUGUCACCUGCAAGAGGCAGCAAAGUUACGACUUUCUUGGUAUUUGGUUGUUAUUUUAUGAAGUGUUCCACAUAAAAGUAUAUCCUUGCUGUCCCAGCU
Molecule: messenger RNA, 5081 nt
Organism: Gymnodraco acuticeps
Lineage: Eukaryota; Metazoa; Chordata; Actinopteri; Perciformes; Bathydraconidae
Gene: snx14
Product: sorting nexin 14
Exons: 31
Coding region: 462-3431 (989 amino acids)
Biological process (GO): autophagosome maturation
Cellular component (GO): late endosome
Molecular function (GO): phosphatidylinositol-3,5-bisphosphate binding
Source: RefSeq, a predicted model, not a curated record